AGCGUGGAAGCAGUUGCGCGGUGGUGGCGAUGGGGAGGAGGGGGGUUGUGUGGCAACUUGAGAGUUCUCCAGCUAAGUUUGUGUGGCAGAGGACUGCGGCCGCCAUAUCUUUGGAGGAAAAAAGUCACCUUUAUGAUACACGGGGAGCGCUGCUACACAGAUUGUUCCAGAUAGCUAUGCUAACGUUAACGCGCAAGCCAGUGCUGUGUAGCCUGCUUUUUUAAAGAAAGGGGCGUGUUCUCGCUAUCUUGACUGAAAGCCCCGCUCCUCUUACCCGUACUAACUACAGCACAUCUGAGGCUGAAAAAAAAUUGCCUCCCUUUGCCAGAAAACCAGGGUAUCUAGGUUUCUCGCCCUUUUCCCAAACACACCUUGUCACUGUAGAUGGCCGGAGCUACGUGAUUCUGACCAAAAACGUUUGGACGAAGACGCAAUGGAGGACUGAAGCGCGGAGAGGACGUUUUCGCACCGAAAUUUACCGGCUUUUUUCGGCCGAGGUGUAGCUAGCUUGGUAGCCAGCUAGCUACCAAAAAGGAGCCUCGGCACCCGCAAGCGGCCGGUUGCCGAGCUGCCAUUUAAAAAAUAAGGGGCGGGGAGCGGCAGGGUGUGUGCGGGAGAGCCCAUGAGGAAGCCGCGGAGGAGGGGCCGCCAGGCUGGGGGAGGCACGGGCGUCGGAGGGGUGGCUGUGGGGGGUAGGGGCGCGCGAGGUGCGGGGGCCCACCAGCGCUCCCCUUCCCCCUACAGCCUGAAGGUGUCCCCCACCCGGGAGACACUGACCUACGCCCAGGCCCAGAAGAUGGUGGAGGUAGACCUGGACGGGAGGCUGCACCGGAUCAGCAUCUUCGACCCGCUGACGGUCAUCACCGAGGACGAGAUGACCGCCCAGGACAUCGCCGAGUGCAACAGCAACAAGGAGAACAGUGAGCAGCCCCUCUUCCCCAGCAGCGCCAAGCUGGGCCGCAAGGUGGCCACGCCCAAAGGCAGGAAGAAGGACGGCAAGCAUUCCUCCUCCUCCUCGUCGCAGAACCACCACCCUAACUCCCAGCAGUCCAAGUCCCAGUCUAACUCCUCCCUCCACCCGCACCACCUCCACGGCCCCCUCCCCAAGCCCACCUUCCGAGUGCUGGAGUCCUUCUGCCCCACCGAGGCGCCCCCCCUCCCCACCGCCUACUACCGCUACAUCGAGAAGUCGCCCGAGGAGCUGGACACGGAGGCCGAGUACGACAUGGACGAGGAGGACCUGGCCUGGCUGGAGAUGGUGAACGAGAAGCGGGUGUCGGACGGGCAGGCCUCGGUGUCGCCCGACACCUUCGAGCUGCUGAUGGACCGGCUGGAGAAGGAGUCGUACCUGGAGUCGCGGAGCCAGGCGCCGUCCCAGAGCGCCAUCGACGAGGACGCCUUCUGCUGCGUCUGCCUGGACGACGAGUGCCUCAACAGCAACGUCAUCCUCUUCUGCGACAUCUGCAACCUGGCCGUGCACCAGGAGUGCUACGGCGUGCCCUACAUCCCCGAGGGCCAGUGGCUGUGCCGCUGCUGCCUGCAGUCGCCCUCCCGGCCCGUGGACUGCGUCCUCUGCCCCAACCGGGGAGGGGCCUUCAAGCAGACCAGCGACGGGCGCUGGGCGCACGUGGUGUGCGCCAUCUGGAUCCCCGAGGUGUGCUUCGCCAACACCGUCUUCCUGGAGCCCGUGGAGGGUGUGGACAACAUCCCGCCAGCCCGCUGGAAGCUCACCUGCUACCUGUGCAAGCAGAAGGGCCGCGGUGCCUCCAUCCAGUGCCACAAGGCCAACUGCUACACGGCCUUCCACGUCACCUGCGCCCAGCGGGCCGGCCUCUUCAUGAAGAUCGACCCCGUGCGCGAGACCACCGUCAACGGCACCACCUUCUCGGUGAAGAAAACGGCCUUCUGCGACGCCCACUCCCCGCCUGGGGGCGAGCGCCGGGGCGGGGUGGGCUCGGACGAGGAGUCGUCCGGCAGGCUGGUGGGGGGCCGGGGCAACAGGGGCCGCAGCGCCUACACCCAGAGCCCCGCCCUACAGACGACGCAUCGGCGGGCCGGCAAGAAGGCCUCCAGGGUGCUGAAGAAGAAGGCCAAGAAGAGCCUGGAGGCUGCGUCGCGCCGCGCGGCCAUGCCGCUGGUCACCGUGCCGCAGAUCCCCGCGCAUAGGUUGAACAAAAUCUGCAAGGGGAUUCUGCUGCAGAGGAAGAACCAGUUCAUGCAGAGGCUGCACAACUACUGGCUGCUGAAGCGGCAGUCGCGUAAUGGGGUACCUCUGAUCCGGCGCCUGCACUCACACCUGCAGGCCCAGAGGAGCGCAGAGCAGACGGAGCCAGACGAGAAGGUGAGCGCGGUGAGGGAGGAGCUGAAGUACUGGCAGAAGCUGCGGCACGACCUGGAGAGAGCCAGGCUCUUAGUGGAGCUCAUCCGUAAGAGGGAGAAGCUGAAGAGGGAGCAGGUGAAGGUGCACCAGGCGGCCCUGGAGCUGCAGCUGACCCCCGCGCUGGUGCUGCUUCGCUCCACCCUGGACCAGCUGCAGGAGAAAGACCCCGCGCAGAUUUUCGCCCAGCCCGUCAACCUCAAGGAGGUGCCGGACUACCUGGAGUUCAUCACCCAGCCCAUGGACUUCUCCACCAUGCGCUCCAAGCUGGAGGCGCACAACUACCGCACGCUGGCCGAGCUGGAGGGCGACUUCAACUUGAUGGUGGCCAACUGCCUGCGCUACAACGCCCGGGACACGGUCUUUCACCGGGCGGCGGUGCGCUUGCGUGACCUCGGGGGCGCCAUCCUGCGGCACGCCCACCGGCAGGCCCACAGCACUGGGCUGGACCCCGAAACCGGCAUGCACCUGCCGGACUCCCCGCACAAAAACGACUACUACCGCUGCUCCUGGGAGGACGUGGACACGCUCCUGGUCCCGGAGAAUCGGCUGCACCUGUCCCCGGAGGACCAGCUGAAGGAGCUGCUGGACAAGCUGGACAUGGUGACGUCGAUGCGCUCGAGCGGCGCCCGCACCCGCCGUAUCCGCCUGCUGCGCCGCGAGAUCAACAGCAUCCGCCACAAGCUGGGCCAGCAGCAGCAGCGCCACCUGCUGGCGCUCAACGGCAGCGUCAAGGAGGAAGAGGAGGAGGAGGAGGGCGAGGGCGAGGAGGAGGGCCGGGAGAGAGGCGGCGCCGCCGAUAAUUCGCACAUAUCCUCCGCCACGCCCGAGAACGAGGACAUGAAGUCUACCCCUCCACCAACGCUAGAACCCACGAGUCCCGCCCUGUCCCAUCCCCAGGGAGACGCCCCCCAGGACCCGCCCACCCUGCGGCCGGUGAUGGGCGAGCCGAGAACCCCCGGGCGUUCGCACAAGCGCCUGAAAUCGGACAGUGAGGGCUCAGGCGGGGGCGGCAGUCAGGGGACGGGCAGCAGCAACGGCGGCGGGGGCGAGGAGGCGAAGAGCCCCCCCGCCGAGGCCAAGCUGGUGAACGGCCUCUCCGGGCCCGAGGCCCCGCCCGCCGCCACCACCCCUCCCGCCAUCGGCGUAGGCCGCCGCACCUCCAUCCUCUUCAAGAAGGCAAAAAACGGGGCCAAGCUACUGAAAGACAAAGAGAGCUCGUUACAGAACGGGGCCGGGGGCGGGGAGGACACGCACAGCACCGGCCCCGCCCCCAGCCCUGCCCCUACCCCGCCUGCAGCUGUGCCCCCCCAGCCUGCACUCCAAACUCCGCCCCGUCCUCCCUCACCGACCACCCCCAAGCAAAGACCCCGCAGCCUCAGCGCCAGCUCGGAGAGCGAGGGGGAGAAGUCCCCCCCCCACGCCCGAGAGGGAGGCCUGACGAAUGGUUUCAGGAAGCACAGAGACAGCUGUUCAGACUCUGAGUGCAGCGCCUCCCCCUCCUUCCAUAAAGAGAGUGUUUCACCACCCAAACGCAGCCGAGGGAAACCAGCACUUUCCAAAGUCCCCUUCCUGGAUGGUGUUAACGGAGAUUCGGACUAUACUGGUACAGGCAGCAGCCUCCUCAUGCCAUUUGAAAACGGAGCGGAGCUGGAGCCUUUGGACCUGGUUUGGGCAAAGUGUCGCGGGUACCCCUCCUACCCCGCUCUGAUCAUUGACCCAGACAUGCCCCAGGAGGGCCUGCUCCACAACGGCGUUCCCAUCCCGGUCCCUCCCCUGGAGGUGCUGAAGCUGGGGGAGCAGAGACAGGAGGAGGCGGGGGAGAAGCUCUUCCUCGUGCUCUUCUUCGACAACAAGAGGACCUGGCAGUGGCUGCCGCGGGACAAGGUGCUGCCUCUGGGCGUGGACGACACGGCGGACAAGCUGCGCAUGAUGGAGGGCAGGAAGACCAGCAUACGCAAGUCCGUGCAGGUGGCCUACGACCGCGCCAUGAUCCACCUGAGCCGCGUGCGUGGAGACCACGCCUUCGUCACCUCCAGCUACCUGUAGGGGGUGCCCCCUACCUGUGGAGAGCGGAGGGUCUGGCAGCUCGCCUGUGUCACAUUUAAUUAC
This is a messenger RNA of Megalops cyprinoides (Indo-Pacific tarpon), 4489 nucleotides long. RefSeq names its product bromodomain and PHD finger containing, 3b (gene brpf3b). Gene Ontology annotation, molecular function: protein binding. Bases 623 to 4426 code for a protein of 1267 amino acids. Gene Ontology annotation, biological process: regulation of transcription by RNA polymerase II. Gene Ontology annotation, cellular component: MOZ/MORF histone acetyltransferase complex. The record is from RefSeq and is a predicted model, not a curated record. NCBI's taxonomy places the organism in Eukaryota, Metazoa, Chordata, Actinopteri, Elopiformes, Megalopidae. The transcript is spliced from 13 exons.